AUGAUGGACAACAAGCCGUCCCACACGCCGCCCUCACCACCGGAGUCGCCGCCAGAGGUGGAGCAAGAGACAGUUCGCAUCCCCCUCUCCUCUCUCGAUCCGGACGUGGACGGAAACGGCGAUGUCUCCCACGCCGAGAAGAAGAUCCACGGCUGCCUCCUCGCCGCCGACAAGGACGGGAACGGCUGGCUCUCGACCAAAGAGUUCUACUCCGUCCUCUCGGGCUUUUUGUCGGCGGAAAAGAAGCGCGUCCUCUACAAGAAGCUGGCCAUCUUUUCCUUGGUCGGCUGCGUCAUCCUCGCGUGCACCACGCUCGGCACCUCGACUGCGGCGGCGGUGCUCGCGAAGGAGUCCUUUGUCAGCGAGACCCUGAUGGUCGAUGCGGACGGCAAGGUGGUCGCGGUGGCCAAGGCGGAGACGAGCUUGCCGCUCCUUGUCGCGCCGGUUCUCUCGCCCGAGCAGCUCGCGUCGAUCGAGAAGAUGACGGUCACCUACAAGAGCGACGGGGCGCCAGACGGCGGCAAAAAUGAGACCGUGCAUGCCUCGCUCUCCAUCAGCCACGUCAAGCGCUUCUCUAAGACUCGCGUCACCUUCGAGCUUGCCUUCCCGGGAGGGCUUGUGCAGGUCUGGGACGGCGCCGCGACGUAUACUGACGCGGAGGCCCUCGAGCACAACCUGUGCUUCGCCAAGGUGGGAUGCGCGGCCUUCUCCGUUGACGACGCGGGCGAGGCGGAAAAGCUGGUGGCGGAGGCGGAAGAGGCGCUCGCGGCUGCCGGGCUGGAGGGUCGGCGCUUAGGCACAAGCACGUCUGACCUCCGAGCCACGGUCGAAGGGCUGCUCGGGUUGCAGGCGGGCGAGAGUUUCACUCUGAAGGAUGCGAGGGACGGCGCCGUUGUGGCCCUCUCCCCGGGCCUGCCUUCUGGCCUUGUGCUUGACGUCGCCGUCAGCGGAAACGGCGUCGGCGCUGGCAGCAGCGGCGCUGCUGGCCCCUCUGCCGCACCCGCGCCAGGGUAUACCGAGGAGGUCGUGAUCCAGUACAAGUUUGCAUCAUGCAAGACGGCUGUCAUAGAGCCGGAUCAGUUCGUCGGAACUCUCGACGUGCCGAUGCUGCGGGACCUGCGCACCGGACUCUGCAAGUUGGCGCCAGGGGCCACAGACGCCAACGGAGCAUACGGCGACACCGAGCUUUCAGAGGAGGCCUCCACGUGGGAGUUCACGGCCACAUUCGCUCGGCCUGACGAGGGAGGGCCGAUCAGCUCGCUCAAGCUUGGCCUCGGACUGGAAUCCUCGGAGCGGAGGCUCGUCGCGGUUCAUGACGCCGGCACGGAAGAGUUUGUGUGCGACUUCUCCACGCCGAGGAAGACGGUGCGCCUCAAUGCUUGGGAGAAAAAUCAGGGUGGUGUUCUCUGCGCCUACGCCUUGAUCGACAUCCCCGAGGUCUUGGACCCGGACUACAUCCCCGAGGGCACUCACCCAUCAGACUACAAGGCUACGGCAUACUACAAGGCCAAGUUGUACACCGUGCUCUCGGCAUGGAAGCCGGACCAGAAGGUCAAAGAUCUGCCCCGCUACAAGCAGGACCGCGCGCUCCCCAACUGGGAGGCGCUGAAACUCGUCGUCCUCGCGCGCAACCCGCGCAGGCCAGAACGCUGGGCCGAGAAGGCCGUGUUGCAGUAUCGCCACUUCCUGGCGCUCAAAAAGGAGCACCAAGACUGGGACUCCAAGCUCUUCUCGCCCUCUGGGCCGCUGGACACGGUGUGGCAUGCCCACCUCAGCUUCGUUGAGCGGUACCAGCGCGACAUCCUCGCAUUCACGGGAGGCCACCUCAUCGAGCACUCUCCCGUCUUGGGCGGCGAGGCGAAGGACCGGUACAGCGCCGCCUAUAAGGAGCACCGCGAACGCAUGCGGCAAAGCGGUGAGCAGGUGGACGCCGAGUUUUGGCCGGCGCCGUCAAGCACGAAGGGGAAUGGCAAGAGCACAUUUCACGUCCCACACGAUGGCGAUUCUGGCGACGAGCUGAAGCUGUGGGACGAGGGUCCCCAGUGCGGCUAG
Emiliania huxleyi CCMP1516 is the source of this 2052-nucleotide messenger RNA. RefSeq lists its product as hypothetical. The coding region runs from base 1 to 2052 and encodes 683 amino acids. The transcript has 2 exons. The record is from RefSeq and is a predicted model, not a curated record. Gene Ontology annotation, molecular function: calcium ion binding. Lineage: Eukaryota; Haptophyta; Isochrysidales; Noelaerhabdaceae.